Messenger RNA from Dunckerocampus dactyliophorus (ringed pipefish), 4533 nucleotides. Its product is annotated as solute carrier family 26 member 6-like. Gene Ontology annotation, molecular function: bicarbonate transmembrane transporter activity; secondary active sulfate transmembrane transporter activity; chloride transmembrane transporter activity. The transcript is spliced from 19 exons. Gene Ontology annotation, biological process: transmembrane transport. The record is from RefSeq and is a predicted model, not a curated record. The coding region runs from base 243 to 2540 and encodes 765 amino acids. Lineage: Eukaryota; Metazoa; Chordata; Actinopteri; Syngnathiformes; Syngnathidae. Gene Ontology annotation, cellular component: membrane.
AGAGGCCAUUCUUACGGGGUAGUUGUCUUAUAAAGGCAGGAAAGGAAGAGUCACUCCCACAGUACAAAACUAGCUGCAGAAAAAGGCAGUGUUCAUCAACUGACAACACAGAGGAGUGUUGACAGACUUCUCAGCCAGUGGCAUUGCAACUGUAUGUGAUCUUUACUUUGAAGAGGAUCCUCGAGCACAGGGCACGGAACCAGUUUUACAACCAGGACACCCACUGAGGCAAACAGGCUGACAUGGAAAAUGGGGAACAGCCCCUUGGCCAGUAUUUUGUACAUCGGCCGGUUCUGGAUGAAUUAUGUCUGGAUGAACUGGCACAAAAAGGAACGUGGUCCACGAAGCCAUCCUUCAGUGAACGCGUGAAAGACUCCCUGAGGUGCUCAGUGCCCCGGGCAAAGGAAGUCGUGUUGAGCUGGGUGCCUGUUCUUGGCUGGCUUCCUAAGUACUCCAUCAGAGAAAAUGCAGUUGGUGACCUGGUCUCUGGCUGCAGUGUGGGCAUCAUGCAUCUACCACAGGGAAUGGCAUAUGCUCUUCUGGCUUCUUUGCGGCCAGUGUUUGGCCUGUACACCUCCCUCUACCCGGUGCUUGUCUACUUCAUCUUUGGCACUUCCAAACAUAUCUCCAUUGGUACUUUUGCAGUGAUCAGCAUCAUGAUCGGGAGUGUGACAGAGCGGCUGGCACCAGACAGUAACUUUAUCGUUAAUGGUACCAAUGGCACAGCACACGUGAAUAACGAUGAACGAGAUGCGUACAGAGUACAAAUAGCCUGCACUCUCACAGUGCUGGCAGGGCUUUUCCAGAUCCUGUUGGGUGUGGUGAGGUUUGGUUUUGUGGUCACCUACUUGUCUGAGCCACUGGUCCGCGGCUAUACCACAGGGUCAGCGUGCCACGUGUUAAACUCUCAGCUGAAAUAUUUGUUUGGAGUUACUCCAGCUCGCUUCUCUGGCCCCCUCUCUCUCAUUUAUACUUUGCUGGAAAUAUGCCGUUUGCUACCUCAGACGGUUGUGCCAGAGCUUGUGGUCAGUCUGGUGUCGCUCACUCUUCUCAUUGUGGUCAAAGAGAUCAAUGCCUACUACAGGCAGAAACUGCCCCUGCCUAUCCCCAUAGAACUCAUAGUGAUCAUAAUAGCAACAAUCAUCACUCACUUUUGUGGCCUUUCUGCCAAAUACAACAUUGAUGUUGUUGGCGAGAUUCCGAGUGGGCUUAAGGCGCCCCGUGCUCCAGACGUGACACUCUUCUCUGCGGUGAUAGGUGACGCUUUUGCUGUGGCCAUUGUGGGCUACGCUAUCAGUAUUUCACUUGGCAAAACAUUUGCUCUCAAAUAUGGCUACAAGGUGGAUAGCAACCAGGAGCUGGUUGCUCUCGGCCUUAGCAACACCGUUGGGGGCUGUUUUCAGUGUUAUUCCGUGACUUCUUCUAUGUCCCGAAGUCUCGUCCAGGAGAGUACCGGGGGAAAAACUCAAGUUGCAGGAUUGAUUUCGUCCGUCAUCGUUCUCGUAACAGUUUUAAAAAUAGGAUCUCUUUUUGAGGACCUACCCAAGGCUGUCUUAUCCACAAUAGUGUUUGUGAACUUGAAAGGAAUGUUCAAGCAGUUCAUGGAUGUGCCCAUUCUGUGGAGAACCAACAGGGCUGAUUUGCUUGUAUGGCUGGUAACGUUCGUAAGCACUAUUCUACUCAACUUGGACCUUGGUUUGGCUGUCUCCAUUGGCUUUUCUAUACUAACCAUCAUCUUCAGAACACAGUUGCCACACUAUUCAAUCCUGGGCCACUUGCCGGGCACGGACUUAUAUCUGGACAUAGACACAUACAAAGAGGCUAAAGAGAUUCCAGGCAUUAAAAUCUUUCGUUCUUCUGCAACCAUCUACUACACCAAUGCUGAGAUGUACUUAGAGGCCUUGCAGGAGAAGAGUGGGAUUCAAAUUGGGAAGCUGUUGGCAGCGAAGAAGAAACAUGAAACACUGAAACAACAGGAGAAAAAGAAAGCUUCAACUGAGACAAAGCAAAAUGAUAUGGACGGUACCCUACCAAGUGACACGUUUUCUUUAAAAGAGAAAGAAGGGGAACAUGUUCCUGCAGAACUGGAAGGGCAUAAACCUCCAGUCAAUGGGAUUUGUAACGGCCAAGUAAACUGGGCUUACCAAUCCGACAUGACUUCAAACUCAGAUUACAGGGUAUUCCAUUAUGAUGACAACGGCACACAGGUUUCGAAAGAUAGCGAAGAGGAUAGAGGACUCGCCUAUGGAUGCGGGACCCACAGUAUCAUCUUGGACAUCUCGACAACCAGCUUUGUGGACACAGUUGCUGUGAAGACCUUGAAAAAUAUCUUCAAGGACUUAAAAGAAAUUGAUGUGGAAGUCUAUCUAGCUGGCUGUCAAGUCUGUGUGGUGGAGCAGCUUGAAAGGGCAGGUUUUUUCUCAGAGUCCAUCCAAAAGAGCAGGCUGUUUGUUACUAUUCAUGAUGCAGUGCUCCACGUUCUCACGAAACUGGGACAGACGGACGCCCUCCUUGAUGUUUUCUGCAACACUCAGAUGUGACCAGCAGAGGGGAGCAUGUUCCAACUUCAUCUUCCAUCUUGUUUCUUCCUCUUGAUGGGAGUUCCAUUGCUCACUAUUGGUCACCAGUCUGCUCCUCCUACAGAGUCCACCACAUUAACAUGGUGGCUCAGUUGCCAUGGAAAUACACGGAGCCGUUGCUCUGACAACAGGCUUUUGUUACAUGGACUAAUGACAUAGUCAGCUAUACAUCAGUGGAUCUCUCACACUCCGGGACUCAAAACGGGGGUUUGAGUGGGAGAAUGUAUCACAGGACAAAUAGUCUGUAUUUAUCGACGGUAUUGUAGGCUAGAGAGGGAAAAUUAAAAUGCGAAUGGUACUAGCCACAAUGUGUACACGUGUAGUUUUGUGAGACGACUAAUCCCUAAAAUGCAAGUAUUUGUUAAUAUAACUGGGCCAUAACAUCGUCAAGAUGGUUUCUGCUGGCUCCAAAGGCUCCGGUGUCACACACAGUGCAGAACAGCACAACGUAGUAGAAAUUAAAUUAGAUUGCAAUAUAUUGGCAUAUAUGUUGAUUUUUCUUAAAACUAAUGUUAAAAACUUGUCUCGGCUCAUUCUCAUAGAACCAAUCUCGUGUAUCGUCUCGUCUCGUGACACCUCUAAUGUACAGUAUUCAUCAUUUAGUUCAUACUAUGUGAUUGACUGUUUACAGUGGCCCCAGGGCUCCAGACUACCUGUUUUUUACUAGGAGCACAGUGGCCCCUAACUUAACAUUUUAGCAGCGCAAGUAGAAAAUGUGACUAGCAAAAGUAAAUAUUCACAUUUCCUCUCAUUUUCACUGUAUGACUGAUAAAUACUAGAACAAUAAAUAACCACCGUUUUUGUCCCUAUCUUCUGGAAGGACUCUUUGAUGGCAUAAUCCUCAAAAUGAAAUCACAUCUUAUGACUGAAAUUACUCUUCAAUAUUUACUGUAGACCACACACCCACACACACCUGAUCAAAAUCUUAAGACCAGUACAAUGCAGUACAAUGCUAUAGCUAUUCGUGUAAGCACUUAAGCUUGGGUUAUUAUCACAAAAACCAUGGCCAUUGCUAGAUAUCAGCUCUUUAACUCUUAUAAGCUUUAUUUGUCCAACAAACGGACCUUUAGUUGUACCAGGCAUUAAAAUGGAAUGGAUCAAUAAACUGAAGAAACAAGGGUGGUCUAAUAUUUUUUCCAUGACUGUAUUAAACAUACACACAUUAAAAGUUACAUUCAAUUAAAAGUUAAAAGUUCAAAUAAAAGUUAAAAGUUUUAAGAUGGUCUGUCUCUCGUCCAUUGUUAAUUCAAAUUUUUCUUGCCAUUUUUGUCUUCGAAAACUCACCGUACUCCGUCAACUGUUCAAAUGGCCUAUUAAAGCUUUUUAACGGUCUGCAAUAGUGCUAGCUGCAGGUGACUGGCUUUUGUGAUCGCGUUAAAAGGCAUUUAGCGGCAUAUGCCAAUCACGUGAUUUUUCACGGAAAUCGGCUCCCUUAUUUGUUCAUAUAACGUACACAGAACGAUGAAUAAUCCCGUGCCUGCCUCCUUUGUGUCAGACCAGGAUCAAUUAAGCACUGCAUGUGAUGAAUCAUUCAAGCGCAGUGGUAACGUUGAGUGUUAGGCAUAGGUUUUGAGAUAUCAAGCAAUCAGGUGAGAGAAAAGGAGAGAAAAGUUCUGCUGGCCCUGCCCUGUGAGGUGAAUCAGAAACCUGGUUGGUUAAAGAAACAGCCCCAUUGACAUGGCAACACAUGGAAGCUGAAAUCGAUGGGACAAAACAUUCCUAACAUACCCAUACACGUACUGGAGGCAGUCCCAUUUUUACAAAAUAAAAUGGGAAUAAAUAAAAUUUCAUGCAACAAAUACUAGAAUUUUAGUAGUUGUAGGGCAGUGCUUCUGAUAGUUGAUAGUAUUUGUAGUAGUAUUUGUAGUUUUUGCCCUGACCGCCCACUACUUGAGUUAUACAGCUUUGUCCGAUGCCGCAAAAGAUGUAAACAUUCUCAUUCAUCGAUGUUUCC